Fraxinus pennsylvanica is the source of this 3057-nucleotide messenger RNA. The record is from the annotation of a GenBank genome assembly. NCBI's taxonomy places the organism in Eukaryota, Viridiplantae, Streptophyta, Magnoliopsida, Lamiales, Oleaceae.
AUGCCGAAUGCAAGAGGUAUUGUCGUCUUUGUGGCUCUCUCUAGCUCUCUCUCUCUCUCUCUCUCUCGCUUAAUCUUUUUUCCUCAUUUCUCGAUUCAAUCACCCGCUCCGAGCAUGAGUAAUGACGAAAAAACUUGUCCUCUCUGUGCCGAGGAGAUGGAUUUGACUGAUCAGCAGCUGAAACCUUGCAAGUGUGGUUAUGAGAUUUGUAUUUGGUGCUGGCAUCACAUUAUGGAUAUUGCUGAGAAAAAUGAGACGGAAGGACGGUGUCCAGCAUGUCGCGCUCCUUAUAACAAGGAAAAGAUCGUUGGAAUGGGAGCAAAGUGUGAAAGGUUGGUUUCAGAUAUGAAUAUAGAGAAAAAGCUGAAAUCACAAAAGGGAAAGAGCAAAACAUCUGAAGGGCGGAAGCAACUUAGCAGUGUACGAGUGAUCCAAAGGAAUCUUGUUUACAUUGUGGGGUUGCCUCUUAAUCUAGCAGAUGAGGAUCUUCUCCAAGGCAAAGAAUAUUUUGGUCAGUAUGGAAAGGUGCUGAAGGUAUCUCUGUCACGGACAUCUGCCGGUGCUAUACAACAUUUUGCACAUAGUACAUGCAGCGUAUAUAUUACUUAUUCGAAGGAAGAGGAAGCAGUUCGGUGUAUCCAGUCAGUACAUGGAUUUGUUUUGGAGGGUAGCUCUUUAAAGGCUUGCUUUGGCACAACUAAAUACUGUCAUGCGUGGCUGAGAAAUGUGCCCUGCAUCAACCCAGAUUGUCUAUAUUUGCAUGAGAUUGGUUCACAAGAAGAUAGUUUUACUAAGGACGAAAUAUUAUCGGCGUACACAAGAGUUCAGCAUAUCACUGAUGCCACGAAUAGUAUGCAACGCCGUUCGGGAAGUAUGUUACCUCCACCAGCAGAUGAAUACUUCAAUAACAGCUCCGCUUCUUCAGGAAAGCCUUCAAAACAAACUGCUACUUGUACAAAUAAUUCAGUGAGCAGUGUUGGAGCUCCGGCACCCAAUAGUGGAUCCGCUUCUCUUCCUGCUGGAGCCUUGUGGGGAAUUCGCGCUUCCAAUUGUCAGCCCACAUCCACAAGUAUACUGUGUUCCACUGGAACACUUAAGCAGAAACCUGAUGGAUGCAAUGGUCCAGUGACAUUUUCUACUUCAGUUGCAAGCCCAAGUCAGGUUUCUACAUUGCAUAGUGAUAGUGGAAAGAAGUUUGAUCCCAGUGAAGAAAGCAACACAACUCAACAAAAUAGCAAUCUGGAAACUGUAGAACCUGUUAAAAAUGAAUUAAGAACAGAUAGCAUAAAUACUGCUUCUGAGAGUUUUUCCACGUCUACACUUCCUGUUACUUCACCUAUAAACAGGCAGCUAGAUGGCCAACAUAUGUCUGAGAAUAAGGAUGGAAACAUUGAGAAUGUAUCUUCUAAUAUUAUGUCAACAAGCAUUGCUAGACAUAAACAAUUGCAGAAUGGCUACUCUGAGCACCUUAGAGAACCAUUGACUUCUCAGCCGCCUGGAAAAUCUGCAAAUUCGACUGAUGAGGUUUUUGUCGCAGAUAUUGAGUCAGAUCUGAGAUCGGGAAUGCAGACAGAAGUUCUUCAAAUUGACUCAAAUGAGAUUCUAGCUGAUUUGUUAUCUUUUGAUAGCAAAAGACUCGAGGAUCCUGAGGUUGCUGCUAAUAGAAGGCAUGUACCAGAUUUCUCACACUCUUCUGGUCUUUCAGAGCAUUCUAAUAUUCAUUUUUCACAGCAUAAUAUUUCGGAUGGUGCAAUCAGUGUUGACCUGGAUGGGAAACUUGUGAAUAGAAAAGACAAUUUGAUAGUUUCAGCUUUGGGCGGUCCUAUUAUGUCUAAUGGACAUUCUAAUAAUCUGAUCAAUACUUCUGAGUUUGUUAAUAAUGAUAAAUAUUCUUAUUCGUUUCCAAACAAGGAUAAUGGAUUGUUUGUAGGAAGAUUUGAAAGGGAAGUAGCCAGUGGAGGCCGUGAUGCUGCAGAUGAUAUUAGGGAGAGCAGAAUAAUAUCGAAUAUCUUGUCACUAGACUUUGACUCAUGGGAUGAGCCGCUGACUUCACCUCAGAACCUGGCUAAGUUGUUGGGUGAAACGGAUAAACAGCAAGGGUCAUUCGGAGUGCCAAGUACAUUGAAAGUUCAGAGUAUCAAUCAAUCAAGGUUUUCUUUUGCUAGAGAGGAGGAACCCAGGAGACAAGCAUCUAACUUUGGACCGUCUAUCAAUUAUGUCGAGCAAUCCUUUAAACAGCUCCCUUUUGUACAUGAUUCCACCACCAAGAACUUCCAUCUUGAGAAGUUUGGUAACUCCAAUGGUUUCUCAGCAUUUAAUGGUGUGGAAUCAGAUAUUUUUGCCAGCAGUCAUUCUAAUUUAUCUUCUAACAAGCUUUUAGUUUCAAAACCUCAGGUAUGUGCUCCUCCAGGGUUUUCGGUUCCCAGUAGGCCACCACCCCCAGGCUUUACUUAUUAUGAGAGGGCAGAGCAGAUUUCGGACACACACUCUGGAAAUCAUCAUGGACUUGAUGCUUCAUUGUUUAGGAAUCAGUAUCAAAAACCACCAAGCGGUCAUACAAUCGAUAAUGGAGACAUUGAGUUUAUGGAUCCUGCAAUUUUGGCAGUUGGCAAGGGGAUGCUGCCAGGUGGUCUGAACAGCCCAAGCUUAGACAUGAGAUCAAAAUUUUCUCCUCAAGUCACAUUUGAAGAAUCAAGAUUGCAAUCUUUGAUACAAAGAUCUCUUCCUUUGCAUCAGAACCAGAGAUUCGCUGACGUGGAGGGUGGUUUUUCGUCACUUGGGAAUGCUUAUGGAAUUCCUUCUGGGGUUAUGGAGCAAAGAUUAGUCAACAAUCUGUCUCCCUUUUCUCAAUCCGCUAUCCCUCAGUCCAGAAAUGCAAUAGCGUCCAAUGGUCAAUGGGAUGGGUGGAAUGAGGUGCAGGGUGGAAAUAAAUUGGGUAUGGCAGAUCUACUCAGGAAUGAGAGAUUGAGAUAUGCUAAACUCUACAGUGGACAUGAAAAUUCAAAGAUCUGCAUGCCUAGUUCAGGCGAUCUUUAUAAUGGGACAUUUGGGAUUUAA